AUGCUGAACCCUCUCCGAACUCUUGCGCUCGCUGCGCCACUGGCAUCGUUGGCUGCCGCUGAGUUCCCAACUAUCCACACCAAUUACGGUCCGGUCAAGGGUGUAGCAUCUCCUUUCCGUGAAGGCGUCACAGUCUACAAGGGUAUCCCCUAUGCAGCUCCUCCCACCGGUUCGCGGCGGUGGACUCCUCCGGCUAAGCCUGCGUCGUGGACUGGCAUACUCCACGCGACUGAGUUUGGUCCCCAAUGCGCGCAGCCGUACUCUGCUGCCGGCAUCUUUUCGUCUGGAAAGAGCUCCACCAGCGAGGACUGCUUGACACUUAACAUCUGGACUCCGACGUACAACACAAGCGAUCCCAGUGAAAUUGAGGCCAAGAAGCUGCCCGUUUACGUGUGGAUCUUCGGUGGCCGCUUCGAAGGCGGCUCAGGGGAUGUUAUCACGUAUGAUGGAACUGGCCUUGCCUCGAAGGAUAUUAUUGUGGUCACCCUCAACUACCGUCUCGGUGCAUUCGGCUUCCUUGCUCACCCGGAACUGUCCAGGGAGUCAGGCCACAACAGCUCUGGAAACUACGGCAUUCUGGACCAGCAGUUUGCUCUUCGCUGGGUCCAAGAGAAUAUUGGUUGCUUUGGUGGUAAUUCUAGUCAGGUGACUGUGGGCGGCCAGUCGGCUGGAUCUGCCAGUGCCUUGGACACGAUGUGGAGUCCUCUCAGCAAGGGCUUGGUCCAUGGUGUUAUCUCUCAGAGCGGUGCCCGUGGCCCUCACGACCCGGCUACCGGCAGUGUCGCAACUAGCUACAACACCAAGUCCGAGGCCGAGAACUUUGGAGUCACCUUCCUUAAGACUAUGAACGUUUCCUCGAUUGCUGAAUUGCGCAAUAUCUCUAUGGCCAAGCUUAUUGGAGAAGGCCAACUGAUGGAGGAUGAUUACUAUGAUGGUACUGCCUUUGUUAACCUUUGGAGCGGCCCACCACGCUGGCGCCCAAAUAUUGAUGGCUAUGUGUUCCGUCACGGAUACGGAAAAUCCUUGGAGUUGAACGCCCAUAACGAUGUGCCUAUUAUGACUGGUAACAACAAGGACGAAAACAAUGGUGGUGCUUCCACAACCUCUGAAUAUAAGUCUCUAUGGACCGAGGUUUUCCAGAACUACUCCUCUGAGUUCUUCUCCCUAUACCCCGCUGAUACCGAUACCGCAGUUGGGGACCAGAGCGAUGAAGUGCUUCGGGAUAUGGCUCGCAUUGGGACCUGGGAAUGGGCUGCCGAUUGGGCUGCCGGUGGUGCCAAGAGCGAUGUCUUUGUCUACUAUUUCACCAAGGCCCCUGCCGAGGACGAGUUGGGAGGUGCCUAUCACGGUGCUGAGCUUUGGUAUACCUUCAACAACAUCCCUUACUCGGAUUACUCGAACGUGACCUGGAACGCCACGGACUAUAAGAUCGAAUCCGUCAUAUCCAACUACUGGGCUAACUUCAUCCGCACCGGCAACCCGAACGGUGGUGACCUACCGUAUUUCCCGCCCUCUAGCAACAACAAGUCUGCGAUGUGGCUAGGCGAGUAUGUUGGCGUCGGACCAAUCGCCCAGUCUAAGGAACGGAUUAGCUUCCUUCGUCGCUGGAUGUCUCAUCUUCAUGAGUAUUAG
Molecule: messenger RNA, 1632 nt
Organism: Penicillium daleae
Lineage: Eukaryota; Fungi; Ascomycota; Eurotiomycetes; Eurotiales; Aspergillaceae
Product: carboxylesterase/lipase family protein
Exons: 1
Coding region: 1-1632 (543 amino acids)
Source: RefSeq, a predicted model, not a curated record